AUGUCGGCCGAAUCUAACCCUGUCCGUGAGCUCGAGAUGCUCCGGGAUCUCGUUGUGUCCAGUAUCGAUGUCGUCAAGGGCGCCGUCCUGGAGCACCAGGAUCCUCCACUCACACUCCACGCCGUCGACGAGCAUCCCAUCCAUCGGCGAGACGAGAAGAACGUCCUGUAUGCUCUCAAGUCAAUCGCCUCUGCUGGACAGAUGCUGCGGGCUCUUUGUGGGCCGAAUACGUACUUGAACGACUUCACCUACGGAUGCCACGACCAGACCUCUCUUCUCGUCGCCUGCCAGGCCGAUAUCCCCAACCUCCUGGCCGAGGGCCCUGGUCACAUUGACGAACUGGCAGCAAAGACAGGGCUGAACGCCGGAGUUCUGGCCCGGUUCCUGCGCAACCUGUGCAAUUCCCACAUUUUCGAGGAAGUAGCCCCGAACACCUUUGCCAACAACGCCUUGUCCGUGCGAUACCGAUCAGAGGCGCUGAGGGCCAUUGUGGGCCAUUGUAUCGAUGGCUGUCGCCCUGCGUCCUGCAAGGUGUGGGACGCGAUGACGAGCCCGGAGUUCAAGAACGCCACUGAACCGACAAAGGCGCCGUUCAACAUUGCCUAUGACACGCCCCUAGACUACUUCAAGUACACUACGACCGUCAGGCCGGAAAUGGCCAAGCGGACCCAGAAGGCCAUGGGUGGGAAGGCCUUCAACCUGGGAGAGUACCUCAGCCUCUAUCCCUGGGCCCGCGAGAAGGACGCUCAUAUCGUCGAUGUGGGAGGGGCCAUCGGAGCAGCUACUCUGCCAGUCCUGCGGGCCUUCCCAGGGCUCAGCCUGACGGUGCAGGACCAGCCAAGUUCGAAGCCGGUCUUCGACAAGAACCUCAUUGACAACUUUUCCGAGUUUGUGGAUACCGGAAUUGCCUCUUUUGCCCCCCUGGACUUCUUCAAAGAGGCCCCUGUCAAGGGAGCGCAGAUCUACUUCCUCCGCCACGUUAUCCACGACUGGCCUGAUGUGGAGGCCGUCCAGGUCCUCAAGUCCUGUGCCUCGGCUAUGACACCAGAGAGCAAGCUGCUCAUCUGCGAGCACAUGGUGUGCCCAACGUACCGUGCAGCCGGGGAAACUCAGCCGCGAGGCGACAGCCAGCAUGACGCUCCGGAGCCGCUGCUGGCGAACUGGGGAGACGCUCCAACCAGCCGGCUGGAUCUGCAGGUGUACAGCUUCAUCAAUGCUAAGCAACGCACGCGGGUCGAGUACGAACGCUUGGCUGAGCAAGCGGGGCUGGAGUCGGUGCAGGUCUGGCGCAAUCUCGGCGACCUUACCAUCGUGGAGUGUCGGCUGAGGAGGGAAUAG
Messenger RNA from Aspergillus puulaauensis, 1338 nucleotides. RefSeq lists its product as uncharacterized. NCBI's taxonomy places the organism in Eukaryota, Fungi, Ascomycota, Eurotiomycetes, Eurotiales, Aspergillaceae. The record is from RefSeq and is a predicted model, not a curated record. The transcript is spliced from 4 exons. Gene Ontology annotation, molecular function: O-methyltransferase activity. Bases 1 to 1338 code for a protein of 445 amino acids.